AUUGUAUUGCCACAAACAAAACAAUACAUUAUCCUGACUAAUUAAAUCAAACUAACCAUUUAUAUGGUUAUAAGAAAUAGUAAAUUCUACUUUAAUAAAAGGUACCUAACUGUUGUAAAUGACUAGCUGAUUUGAAAUCUGGUUUUAAUAAUAUAACACUUUGUUGCAUUAAGUCAAACUUUGUUUGAGGAAGGAUAAUGAUAAGAGACAGAUAUUUUUACAUUUUUAUUUAGUUUAUCAUGUGCUUCAAUAGAGUGCUGUUGUUUUUGUGUGAAUAGGUUAUAACAUGUCUUUUUCAUAAAAAGUGGGUGUAUAUAGACAUUUUUGAGAUAUGUCAUCAAAUUUUGGGUGGCAGUUCGUAUUAAAUAAUUGCGAAAGCCAGCUCAUAAAAGUAUGAGGAUAUCUACGAAACUAUAUCUAAUAGUAUUUAUGUGUGCAUUUAUUAUAUUAGUACAAUAUCAUAUAUACAACCCGUGGGUGAUACCUUCUCUCAAUAAUGAAGAAAUUCAACGAGAGGAUUUCUCUAGAAAACUACAACAAGUGCCGUGCUAUAACACAGCUACAACUGAUGUAUCGGAUUUGCCUCCUCUGUAUAUCAUUACUCCUACCUAUAGAAGACCUGAACAAAUAGCUGAAUUAACCCGGCUAUCUCACACUCUAAUGUUAGUGCCGAAUCUUACAUGGUUAGUGAUAGAAGAUGCCUACAAAACCAACGAUCUCGUAGAAGAAAUCUUGAAAAAAUCUGGAUUGAAGUAUCAGUAUAUGACUGCGCCUAUGCCUGCUGAAUAUAAAAAUAAAACCAAAGGAGCAAAGCCUAGAGGAGUUUCUAAUAGAAAUAAAGGUAUAGAAUGGAUACGAGAACAUGCUAAAACUGGAGUAUUGUAUUUUGCAGAUGACGACAAUACAUACGAUUUGGAAUUAUUUAGUGACAUAAGAUACACAAAACGAGUAUCAAUGUUUCCAGUGGGAUUAAUUACAAAAGCAGGAGUAAGUUCUCCUAUUGUUAAGCAUGGAGUUUUUGCCGGUUUCUAUGAUGGAUGGAUUGGUGGCAGAAAAUUUGCUGUUGAUAUGGCUGGUUUUGCAGUUUCUGUAGAAUUUCUACUUAAACGCCCUACCGCUAAGAUGCCUUUUAAACCAGGUUUUGAAGAAGAUGGAUUUUUGAAGAGUUUGUCUCCUUUUGAACCUAGAGAUGUUGAGUUACUAGCGUCUAAUUGUACAAAAAUAUUGGUAUGGCACACACAGGCAAAGAAAAAUGAACCGUCGUUGCCUCUAGAUAUGGUUAAACAUAAUAAUACAAACCUCAUAAUGCUCAAAAAAAUUUUAGUCUAGUCUAAGAUUGUUUAAAUUUUAACAUAACGCGCAUGUUAAAAAACUACUUAUGAAAGUGAUCACGCUAUAUAAUGGCGGUUGUUUAAAGUCCAUUCGAAAUGUACAUAGGGCAGAAAAGAAUUUUUUCAUGUUCAAAUAUGUUGAAGUGAAAAGAAGUUUAAUUUUUAUUUAUUUGCGAGUCGAAAAGUUGUCGAAAUAUUGUUCAUAUAAUAUUCAAAAAUUAAAAACCUAAAAUAUAGUAAAUUUACUAUAUUUAUCAAUAGUUUUAACAUCAUGUUCAAUCCUCAAAUUAUAAAUCUGUUUGUUUCCUAAAAUUAAAUUCAUACACUAUUUCAGAUGUAUUACGUAUUUCUUCUUCUACUACGCAAUUUAAGGUGCUUUUUUUGAUACUUUAAAGUUCAUAUUCUGCUUAUUUCUAAAAUAAUUUGUUCUAUAUAUUUUUGUUUCACUACGUUUGCCAUAUGAAAAUUUCUUUGCAGAGUGUAUGAAGAGCUCAUUAUAAUUGUUAAGUAAUGUUUAAAUUGAAGUUAUGAAUUGGAUUGGUUUUGACAGAGCCGCUUUAUGACAUGUUUGUUUAUCCAGUUCUGGUUAGUAUAGUAGAAAAUUUAACAUAUAUUAUUUGGGUUUAUUGAAAAAGAAUAUCCGGGUAACUUUACUCGACUGUUUCCAUAGAACUGCUUGUUAAUGACUCACCAAAUAAUAAUCUACAAGGAUUUUUUGUCUUCACUAUAACCAAAAGUUUUUAUGAAUGUUCGAUAAAGUAUAUCAACAGUUUUUCAAUUGUAUUUGUUUUAGUUUCAUGUCUUUUUCUUGCUAUUUAUUAAUGAAAAUAUUUUUUUAAUGAACGCACUUUAAUUAAGUGUUGAAAGAUAUCAUAGUAACAUGAUUGUGAUAAUCAAUAUGUAUCCCAUUUAAUUAAUUUUAGUUGUCAAGAAUGGGGCUGUGGACGAAUUUUAUACCUACACUAAUUUUAAAAUACAUGCAAUAUACACAAUCAUGUAGAUAUUGAAAUAAAUAUAUUUAUUGCAA
Diorhabda carinulata is the source of this 2358-nucleotide messenger RNA. Its product is annotated as galactosylgalactosylxylosylprotein 3-beta-glucuronosyltransferase P-like. Gene Ontology annotation, cellular component: Golgi membrane. The record is from RefSeq and is a predicted model, not a curated record. NCBI's taxonomy places the organism in Eukaryota, Metazoa, Arthropoda, Insecta, Coleoptera, Chrysomelidae. Gene Ontology annotation, molecular function: galactosylgalactosylxylosylprotein 3-beta-glucuronosyltransferase activity. Gene Ontology annotation, biological process: chondroitin sulfate proteoglycan biosynthetic process; carbohydrate metabolic process. The transcript is spliced from 6 exons. Bases 394 to 1329 code for a protein of 311 amino acids.